CUCUUACAUCAGUAAAAACUUAGAUCAAGCGAUGAUUCCGAGGAAGAAAAUGAAGUCGAAGCAAUGCCUUCCUCGCCAGUGUUGAGUGAAAUGAUCAAGGAAGAAAUCCUUGAUGGAGAUUAUUCCAGGGAGCCUGCAGAGGAAGGAAUGGAAUUGAACUACCAGGAAGGAACAGACACACAGGGUAAUGAUGUGACCGAGAUGGAUUCUGCUUGGAAUAAGGCCAAAGAAGAAAAUGAUAGUGAUGGUGAAAACAAUCUAAAACGUCCUGCAAGCACUAGUCCUAGUGAAGAUGAACCCUCAUCAAAGAAACGGACAAAUGAGGUGGAUAAGCUUUGGAAAAAUGUGAAUGAUAAUCCCAAUGAUUUUCAGGCAUGGACAUUGUUAUUACAGCAUAUUGACCAAGUGAGUGACCUAGAAUCAGGCAGGGAAGCCUAUGAUGGGUUUUUUGCUCGUUAUCCGUACUGCUAUGGUUACUGGAAAAAAUAUGCAGACCUUGAGAGAAGAAAAGGGACAAAGGACACAACUUUGAAGAGCUGCAAACAUCGUGUUGAGGAUUGCUGCACUGUGUGUGAGAUUUUAGUGCACUUAAUUUAUUCUUGGCGUUAUCUGGCGAAGCGGCAGGGGUGUCGCGUCCCUCUCAAACUCAGUCAUCUUGGUGUGGGCAUGCAGAGUAGCCGUGCGGCGCCUCAGGGUAACAACAGUAGGUACUCCCUCAAUAUACCGGCCCUCACAACCCACUGGCACCACUAUCAAGGUUACUGCAGGUCUAUCAGGAGGGCAUUCCCUGUUUAUGGUCACAUCCAUCCACCACCCACCUUCACCCACUUCCAUCAACCGGCCCUUCUGUCCGCCAGUAUUUUAAUCGGGGUCUGGAGGGCCAUCCGGCUGAGUGUCGAUUUAUGGCUUCAUUAUAUGGAGUAUAUCACAGUUCAGUAUCCAGACGACGAGUUGUAUGUCCGUCAAGAAUUUGAGCGGGCUAUUGACACCUGUGGUCUGGAAUUCAAAAUCUUGGCCACACCAACUAGCAAAUACAUGCAUCAUUGGCAAAAGUUCCAGGACCAUGUCAAAAAGCAUUUACCAAGUGAAAUUGUUGGUGUAGAUGAGUUUCUCAGUGUGCGACGAGCUGUGUUAUCAGAGCUCAACCGAUCUGAUAUUGAGACCCCAGAUGAGGCUCCCCCAGGUGUUGAGGCAGCUCCCGGCGACGAACAAGUUGGCACAAAUGUGGAUGAAGAAACGAAGGCACUUCAAAGAAGUAUAAUCUCAGCACGUCAAAAAAUACAUGAAGCAAAUGCUGCAGAAGUGAAGGCACUUUGGAGCUAUGAAGAUGCCAUAAAGCGACCAUACUUCCACGUUAAACCCCUUGAAAAGAGUCAGCUCUCAGCGUGGAGAAAUUAUCUCGAAUAUGAAAUAAAACAAGCAAAAGAAGCUAGAAUUAGAGUGCUGUUUGAGAGAUGUUUGAUUGCCUGUGCCCUAUAUGAAGAAUUUUGGAUGAGGUAUGUCCGCUACUUGGAGGAAGUUGGAGCUGGUGAAGGUGAGAUCAGGGCUGUCUACCACAGAGCCUGUGACAUACACUUACGUGACAAAUUCAGACCACACCUGUCAUGGGCUGCUUUUGAGGAAGAAAAUGAUGGAGCAGACAGAGCCCUGCAGAUAUUAGCAGACGUUCAGGAAAGGGUGCCAGGUAGCCUAGAAGCAUGGAUGCAGGCAGCUGGUGUAGAACGUCGGAGAAACAACACAGAAGCAGCCAAAGAGAUGUUCAUGAAGUGUUUGGCUCAGUGCCAAGAAAGGGAUGAAAAAGAUGCCCACUCACAUGUUUCAUUGAAAUUGGCUCGGUUUUGUUCUUUGUUUGAAGGUGAUAAAGAAAAAGCAGUAGAGAUCUUGAAAGACGCUCACGAAUACAAUAAGAGCAAUAGCAGUGUCUUGUUGGCACUAGUUGAUCAUUCAUUAUCAUGCAAUCCUCCUCAAUUCAAAGAAGCUGAAGAAGCAUUGAAAGAAGGAAUUGAAUCUUGUCAGAGUCCUGGGACCAGGUUGAUGUUUGCGCACAGAUUAUUUCAUUUCAUGUCAGAAUGUGGCCAGGAAUCAAAUUGUGUUAGUGAAGGAUUGAGAAUCUUGAGAGAAGUACAACACGAAGUCAGACAAAUGGAUUCUGCAAUGGUAGAAGCAGACACAAGCAGUACAACCAGUAAACAGGGUGAAGCAUCAAGCAGUGGCAUCUCCGUUAUUGAACCCAGAAGAGACAAGCGCAACAGUCAAGAUAAGACUCCAGCAAGCACAGUCAAUGGCACUUCAACAACUUCAAGCCAAAGUGUAAAUGCGAGUUAUCAAAAUUAUGCCCACACUGGCUAUGGAAACUAUAACCAAGGUUACACACAAGGGUACGGAACAUCCCAUUACCAAGGGUGGGGGUAUCCCACACAACAAGGAGGUUAUGGCUAUGGUCAGCAAGGGUGGGGUGCUUAUGGGAAUUAUUAUGGCCAAAGAUAAGGUUUUUGAUUAUGCUGUCAUG
Macrobrachium nipponense is the source of this 2509-nucleotide messenger RNA. RefSeq names its product pre-mRNA-processing factor 39-like. The transcript has 13 exons. Gene Ontology annotation, biological process: RNA processing; mRNA 5'-splice site recognition. Gene Ontology annotation, cellular component: U2-type prespliceosome; commitment complex; U1 snRNP. Gene Ontology annotation, molecular function: pre-mRNA 5'-splice site binding; protein binding. Lineage: Eukaryota; Metazoa; Arthropoda; Malacostraca; Decapoda; Palaemonidae. The coding region runs from base 64 to 2487 and encodes 807 amino acids. The record is from RefSeq and is a predicted model, not a curated record.